AUGAGUGAGGACUGGCAGGAAGCAGGCCGAGCGCCCUGGAACUCCUCCUCCAGCUCUGGCUUUGUUCUCACCAGCCUUUUUAACAAGAGUCCGAUGCACCUGUUCCUCUUCAGCACGGUGGCGCUGACCUACCUCCUCGCCAUGGCUGGCAACGCCUGCUUGGUCCUCCUGAUCUGGGCCGACGCCCGGCUCCACACGCCCAUGUACCUCCUUCUCAGCCAGCUGUCCUUCCUGGACAUCUUCUUCACUUCAGUCACCGUGCCCAAGAUGAUGGUGGGCUUCCUCUUCGGCUGGACGAGCAUCUCCUUCGGAGGCUGUGGGGCACAGAUGUUUUUCUUCAUGUUCCUGGGGGCUGCAGAAUGCCUCCUGCUGGCCCUCAUGGCCUACGACCGCUACGUGGCCAUCUGCAACCCUCUCCGCUACCCAGUGCUCAUGCGCCGCCAGGUCUGUGUGCUCAUGGUGCUGGCCUCCUGGUUGGGAGGGUCCCUCAACGCCUCCAUCCAGACCUCUCUGACCCUGCGGUUUCCCUACUGCGGCUCUCGGAAAAUUGCCCACUUCUUCUGCGAAGUGCCGUCGCUGCUGCUGCUGGCCUGUGCGGACACCGAGGCGUACAAGCAGGUGCUCUUCGUGACGGGGGUGGUGGUCCUCCUGGUCCCCAUCACCUUCAUCACCGCCUCCUACGGCCUCAUCCUGGCCGCCGUGCUGCGCAUGCGCUCUGUGGACGGGCGGAGGAAGGCCCUGGCCACCUGCUCCUCCCACCUGACGGUGGUCAACCUUUUCUACGGGCCCCUUGUCUACACCUACAUGCUGCCCGCACGCUACCACUCGCCUGGCAAGGAUGACGCCGUGUCUGUCUUCUACACUGUCCUCACCCCCAUGCUCAACCCCGUCAUCUACAGCCUCAGGAACAGGGAGGUGACGGGGGCAGUGAGGAAGGCAUUAGGAAAGGGCGGGCCUAGCCCGAAGGCUUAA
Messenger RNA from Ochotona curzoniae (black-lipped pika), 972 nucleotides. Its product is annotated as olfactory receptor 2Z1-like. The transcript has 2 exons. Gene Ontology annotation, cellular component: membrane. The record is from RefSeq and is a predicted model, not a curated record. Gene Ontology annotation, molecular function: olfactory receptor activity; G protein-coupled receptor activity. The coding region runs from base 1 to 972 and encodes 323 amino acids. Gene Ontology annotation, biological process: G protein-coupled receptor signaling pathway. Lineage: Eukaryota; Metazoa; Chordata; Mammalia; Lagomorpha; Ochotonidae.